AAAUAAUAUGAUUUGAUCAGAUAAACAAAAUCAGACAAACAAAAUACUGAAAAUUUGAACAAAAUGGUACAAGGAAUCAAUCAAAGUUAAGCUAUAUGGCAUUUUAAAGUUUUGCAUUAUUCUGGUGAAGAAACGGCCAGGCAUGUCUUCAUGAAUAUUCAUUGAGCAAACUGAUGAUGCCAUCAUAUCCCCACUUGUUCUUUUGCAUUUCAUUAUAUGAAAUUAGUUCUAUUCAAAUUUUUUCCUCCAAGAACUAAAAAAAAUGGAUUGACAACUGAUUUAGUGUAUUGGCUAUAUAUAUUCAUUGCUGCACCUUAUAGGCUAAGGGAGGCACAUCGUUCACACAUGUAUGAAAAAAUGAAACAAUUUUGAUUUCAUGUAAUACAUAAGAACAAGGAAAUUGGGGAUGUGACAUCAUCAGCCCACUUGAUCACGCAUUAACUGUUCUCGCAAAAUAUUGCCAAACUUUAAAAUUCAAUAACCUUUUUAUUUGGGGGGGGGGGGGGGUAUCAGAUUUUGAAGAGAUUUUCAGCAUUUUAUUCCUUGAAGUUUACUCUAUUUAAAUAAAAAUAUUUUCAGCUCAGAGUACCCCUUAAUGGAUUUUCCUCCAACCUUCACCAAUAUUUUUCAUUACUUUUUCUGCUAUUUAUGUUUUACAACGUUUUCGUCAGGGUGAACUUCCAUGGGGGAAUUCCCCAUUUGUUUAUAAAUUACCACGUCUUUCACAUAUUCUUAAUUCUUUGUUCAUGACCUUAUUCUUGCUUAUUUUUAAACUUAUUAAUAUUGCACAUAAAUGAAUUCAUUGUUCUUGGUUUUCAGUGGAAAGAAAUUCCUUGUCCUAAGAUAAACUUUAACGGGGAACAUUCAUUCAGAUACGCAUCAAAAGGGAUAAAAGUUGAAACUUUUGAUUUUAGAAUGCUGCCCUCUAGCUCUUGAAACAAACUAGUGACUUCAUUAAAACAUGACAGCGCCCAUCACAUUAUUUUUUAUUUCUACGAAAGCAAUAUACAAUGGUUUACAUGACUGCUUUUAAUAAUAAUUUUCAAGAUGGAUGGUGUAAGAAUGAAACUAGAUGAUAUCAUUCAAUUCGUGAGUAAAUUCACAACGAUUGUAGAAUGCAGCUUAGUAAACUUUUACACGAAUAACAUGUGGAAUCGCGUGCUCACAACAACCGGCACACGCUUCGCAUCUCAAAUUUUGCAAUUGUCAGUCCGUGAACUGGCAGAAUUUCCUUCUGGUAAAGAUUUCCUCCAAAAUCAAGUCGAAUCUAAGGACGUAGAAUUUCCAGACUUGCGGGAAUUUUCAAAAGAAAUGGUAGCAAACCGAUUGGAAUCGGUGAUACUGCCUUUUGAAAAAGUGGCCCAAAAUUGUGGAAAAGAUGACCAUCGCACACGCACUUACCCGCAAGAGAUGGCACGUGACGCCCUGAGUUUCGGCGAGGGUCGGAUGGAGGAGCCGGUGAAAGAAGCAGCACCUCGGAAAGAGCGAGAGUCUAGUCUGACGAGCGUCAACAGCACAAACGCAGAGGCAGAGCUGACCAAACGAAUAAUGGGCAAGAAGAAGUCUCAUGAAGUAGCAUCGAUGGCCCAGAAAUCUGCUGACAUCUUGUCAAUGACUGGUAUCCAGCAGGUUAUUGACAUCGGGAGUGGAAAGGGCUAUCUGGGUCAGUUUCUCAGCAUGCAGUAUGGCAUUAACGUCAUCAGUGUUGAUUCAUCAGAAACCAACACGAAUGGCGCCCUCAAGCGGAACAACAGGCUAACCAAACAAUGGAAAGGGAUUGUGAAGAAUGCUAUGCAGAAAACUUGUGAGGAUACUAGUGCAAAGCAAGAAGACUGCAGAUUAAGAAGUAAAAUUACUACUACUAGCAGUCCUGAGGAAAUUCAAGAUAAAGGAUGUACAGAACCCUCAUGUCCUUUGGAUUCAAGUGAAAGUGAAAGGACUGAACCAUCAUUUGAGAAAAAUUCUGGUUCAUCUCCGACCGGGUCUUCAUCAGCACCAGUGCAGUUAGUGUUGUUGGGGGAUGACACAUGUUCUGCUGUGGAAAGGUUGGUGGAGGAAGCACCAACUUCAGUGCAACUAUUUUCACCUUCAGGGUCUGUAACAGUAGCAGCAUCAUCAGUAUCAUCGUCAUCAAUAGCAUCUUCAUCAUUGUCUUCAUCAUCAUCAGUAGCAUCACUAUCAUCACCAUCAUCAUCAAUAGCACCUUCAUCAUUGUCUUCAUCAUCAAUAGCAUCUUCAUCAUUGUCUUCAUCAUCAUCAUCAUCAACACCAUCAACUUAUACUUCUGUAGAGUCAUCAUCAGUAUCUUAUUUGACUUCAACAACCUCAUCAAUUCCAUCACCUCUGUCAUCAUUCAAUAUUCAUAUACCAACACUUUCUGCACAACCCUCAGUGGCAGUGUCAAACCCAUCACAAGAAAUAUUUCUACCUUCUGCAAAGCAAACAGCAGAAGAAGAACAGCUAGAAACCUCUUGCCUUUCACCAUCUUGCCAACCCCAAAAAGAGGAUGAGAGGAACAAGUCUGGUCUUAGCCAGGAACAAUCUUGCCAUGAAUCGAUUUGCCAUAAACAAACUUGCCAAAAGAGAGUUGACACAACAGGAAGUGACGGGAGAAUUGGAAACCAGAGUGAGUCAGGAGAGAAUAAGCACGCAGCCUGUGUAUCCGUAACAGGAUUUGUUGAUGAAGAGACAGAGAUCGGGGAUUUCUUGCAGUGUGAUGAGAACGCAAGAUACUUUGAUCUGUCAGAGCCAUUCAUGAUGGUCGGACUGCACACCUGUGGUGAUCUAGCCCCCUCUAUGCUGAGAAUCUUCCAGUCCAAUCCCAGCAUGCAUUGCCUGUGUAACGUCGGCUGCUGCCAUCAUCUCGUCACUGAAGAGUUUGCGAGGGAAGACGAGUGGGACUGGGAGAACGCAGGGAUGAAGGCGACGGGGUCAUCGUUUGGUUUCCCAAUGAGUGAAUAUCUUAGGGAGAAGAAAGUUGCUCUUGGGCGGGGCACUCGGAUGGCAGCUUGUUUGGCAGCAGAUAGAAUAGCUUCACAGAAGACAGUAGAUGUGACAGGGUUGUUCUACCGAGCCGUGUUUCAAGUCAUCUGCCGAGAUCACUUCACUAUUCCUACCAGAAAACAGAUCGUCGGGAAGCUUGCACGAAAGUGCAAAUCCUUUCUGGAGUACGCAAGGAAAGCACUCAGAAAAUUAAAGAUGGACGAUAGUAAGAUAUCUGAUGAAGAGAUCUGUGCUUAUGAGGUCAAGUACAGGCCAUCCUACAAACACCUGGCGGCUUACAACCAGUUGAGGGCAGCAUUGUCACCAAGCAUCGAGGCCAUUAUCCUACUAGACAGGCUUCUCUACUUGAAAGAACAGCCUAACAUCAAGACGGCAUGCAUCGUUCAGCUCUUUGACCCCGUGACCUCUCCUAGAUGCUAUGGUAUCUUUGCAGUCAAGGGAACUGAUCGGUGAGGAAGAAUACUAGGAGAAUAAAGAGACUGUAUUAAGGCUUUUUAAACAUCUGAUUGUUUAUAACUUCCAAGGAUGUGGAAUCAGAAUGUUAUUUACAAUACAAUGAUGUUGUCAUGGUAAUAAAUGGCAAUGAUUGCUUUCCAAUCAAUUGCCAUCUGAAGGUAUUUUUUCACAGUACUAUUUGAUUCACUGGUAGUGGACAUACACUUUUUUUUUCUUUGUAGAUUCCAAGGAAACUGCAAUCUGAAAUUUGUUUUUUCAAUCGAGUUUCGUUGCAAUGAAUAAAUCCCAAUCAGGGUCCUGUUUCAUAAAGCUUUUUAUCAAUAACAAGUGACAAUUAGCAUAAUUUAAUUUUACAAGGAAUUUUUUAUAAAAGUGUUGUUUUACAAUCAGGGUAACCAAAUUCUAAUUUUAUCCAAAAAAAAUUCUUAUGUGAUGUAAACAAUAUUUCUUUUUAGCUCACAUUCUUCAACAAUAUUGAAAGUUUUGCAAAACUUGAAUCAGUUGCAAGCCAAUUUUAGGUCCAAUAAUCUCUAAGUGCAACUGUGAUGGUCUGUUUCUUGCAUAAAAACAUUCACCAGACCAUGGCAUAAUUCAUAUGUUAUAAUAUAUGUUGGUGAAUUAUAUCAUUAAAUAACGACAUCAUGAAGCAAAUUAGUUUCUGUUUGUAAAUAAAUUGAUAUUUUAUUGAUAAAAUACAACAAUGUACAGCAAUUAUUAAAUUAAUUAAAAGCUAUGUGAUGGAACACAAAUCUCAUCAAGUUGAUUGUGCGAUUAUUUCAUGAGAUUGGAAUGUGUUAUGACCAAUUAAUCAACCACUCUCCCCCCCCCCAAAAAAAAAUAAUAAUAAUAGUAAUAAAAUUUUUAAUAAUCCAAAUGGAAAUGCUUAUCAAUUAUUCAAAUCUAGCAUGGGUGUUGCUAUAAUCAAAUACUUGCCAAUAAAGUCAAAUAGAGUUUUCAGAUCGUAAACUGCAAAAUAUCUGUUAUCCACAUUUUCCAAUUCAAAUUUCCCCUUAGUCAAAAUAGAUAAGUGGGACACAGAGAUUUGACUUGUGUAAGUCAACAUGUCACAUGUGAAUCUUUCAUGGGUUGUCAUGUACACCUAACAUACAUCAACAAAAAUGGAAGCAUAUAAAUUGGAAGAAUAUAUUUUUUCAGCAUUGUUUUUCAAUAAUUGACUGAAGACAUGAUUAAUUCUUAAAUUUAAAAGAAUAAUUUUCAAAAAUUAAUUUCAUUACAAUUUAAUUUUUACAAUAGUUAAUGUUACGUUGAAUUUCAAAGUACAUUCUUCAUCAAUCUUUAAUUUUUAUGAAUAGUCAGGCCGCUUCAUCGAGGGCCAUAUUUCUAUCAAACGUACCUGGGUCCCGUCUCACAAAAAGUUGCGAUUGAUCCGAUCAUCCACAACUACGGCAAGCCAGCAAUGUCAACAUCUAAACUGCAUCUUUGUUCAAAAUAUUUUCUAGAUAUGCUGUAUAAUAAUAAUUACACAUUCUUCAUUUCUUAAACAAUUUAGUGUACUUCACUUUGUUUACAAAGGAUAUAGCGCAAUUUUUUGUAGAAAAAAUUAUGACAUCGAUGGAUUUCCAUAUAGUUGAGGUUGAUCGGAUCAAUCGUAACUCUUUGUAAGAUGGGACCCUCAGAGCUGCCAAGUAGUACGAUUUUUCCGUAUUUAGUACGUUUUUGCAACCAAAAUACGGCAGUACGUUUUUUGUAUUUUAAAAAAAAAAAAAAAAUCUUUUUUUUUUACAAAAUCGAAAUUUUUUGAGAAAAAUCAUCUCUAUAUGUCUCUAUUUCAUGAAACGUACACAAAUAUGGUUAUUAGAUCAAUGUAAUUUUUUUUUUUUUUUUUCAAUCAUUUUGUAAAAACCAGGGUGAGAUAUACACAAGUUUCAAUGUUUUUUUUUUUUUUCAUCUGCAAGAGCAGUGCACAUUUUAGCUUGCAUGCAGCUUGAGCGCCGUGAUGGGCGAGUGCGCCAAGCAUUUUAUUAUGAAAUACACUUUUUGGGGUAAAAAUACAAAAUAUUUAUCUCACACGGUAAAAAUACUGAUUUUUUUGUCAAAAUACUGAUUUUGGGAGAUAAGAAUACUGAAAAUGCAAAAUACAACUUGGCAGCUCUGGACCCUGGUAAUUUCUGAUCUGGGGUGAAUUCCUGAGGCCUAUUUCAUAAAGAGUUACAACUGUUGUAACUUUGCCAUUAUGGCAACUACCAUUGCAACGAGUCUCAGCAGCCAAUCAAAAUUAAGGUUACCAUAAAUUUCAUUUUUUAAAUGUUCGUGAUGACCAUUUGUUUAUUUUCUUUUUAGGACAGGUGUCAAAUGAUUUAUGUAUUGAUAUACUGAGGGUAUGAUAAAAAAUGUUUCCAGUUUUCUCAGAGAAAAUAAAUUUCAUUGAUUUUUUACCAUACAAUAUGCAGGAAAGCUGCUCACGUGACAUAUCACAAAUCACAUAAUUGAAUUUUAAUAACUCUUUUAUUCUUUGAAGGAUUUUGUAGGAUUUUCUGCAAACCUUCGCCAAUAGUUUUUACUAUUUUUUCUGUUAUUUUACAAUAAACUUUUUGUCAGGGUGAACUUUCCCUUUCACUGUUGGAUGAAUAUUCGACUCGGUUGAAAAAAAUGAUAUUCCAUUUCAUAUCAGCAGUGAAUUAUUCAAAUAAUUUGAGAAUUCAAAUACUAUUCCAAAGCCAAAAGUAUACACAUAAUCAUUUCUUUCUUUAAAACCAUUAAUAUGGUUAGUACCUGAACAAAAUUUGGGUUUUCAUUAACGUCGUCAUGAAAAAAUAACCAAAAAAAAUACAGUCAACUGCUACCUUAUUUAUAAAGUAAAAUAAUCACCGAGUUGUAAGUAAUUUUCACGACCAGGGGCCCAUAACACAAAGCUUAGCAAUCAAUUUAGAACUUUUUUUUACAAUUGAUUGCAUUGACUACAAUGUACAAUUUAUUAUGAAAAUCAAGCGUACAAUUAAUCGCUAACUUUUGUGUUACGAGACCCAGGUAAUGCAAGACGGGUUAUUUACUUUCUGCAAAUCAAAUUUCUUCUCAGUCGAACAGAUUACUGUGUUCUCAAGAGAUUUGACUGUAUGCUGAGUUACCUGUAAAACAUUACAAUGUACAUUAUUAUAACAUAAUGUAACAUAUAAUUUAUCAUCAAUUAAAAAAUUACACAUUCAUUCUUGUAAUCAAACAA
Messenger RNA from Lytechinus pictus (painted urchin), 6640 nucleotides. RefSeq names its product probable methyltransferase-like protein 25. The record is from RefSeq and is a predicted model, not a curated record. The coding region runs from base 1048 to 3456 and encodes 802 amino acids. The transcript is spliced from 7 exons. NCBI's taxonomy places the organism in Eukaryota, Metazoa, Echinodermata, Echinoidea, Temnopleuroida, Toxopneustidae.